AUGGCAUCUUCUUCUUCUUCUUCUGGGUCAUCCACGGUGAACCAGAUAAUUCCACCAAUCAACAACGAUGACAGUGGGAUAGGAGCUACCGGCACGGCAGCGCCAACGCCUAUCAUGAACAAGGUCAUGUCGAGCGUCGCGAACCUUGCGCAGCUCCUUCCCACGGGCACGGUGCUGACGUACCAGGCGUUGGCCCCGUCCUUCACCAACUACGGCAAGUGCGAGACCUCCAACCAGUGGCUCACCACGGCGCUGGUUGCUGUCCUUGCCGCCGCCUGCCUCUUCUUCUCCUUCACCGACAGCGUCGUGGGUCGCCGCAAUGGAAAGCUAUAUUACGGCUUCGCCACAUUGCGUGGCUUCAACGUGUUCAACUUCUCCAGCGAGGAGGAGAAGCAGGAGUGGAAUGAUCUCGACCAAUUCCGGAGGCUGCGCCUUCAGCCGCUGGACUUCGUGCAUGGCUUCUUCACGGCGGUGGUUUUCCUCAUAAUGGCGUUCAGCGAUGUGGGGCUGCAAAACUGCUUCUUCCCGGAUGGCAGCAGGAACACACAACAGCUGCUCAAGAACCUGCCAUUGGGAAUGGCGUUUCUGUCCAGCUUUGUGUUCAUCAUCUUCCCCACCAAAAGGAAGGGAAUCGGAUUCAAUGACACGACUCCUCGCCACAAGGUCGUCCAUCCCUUGAAUAAAGUUUGA
Messenger RNA from Triticum dicoccoides, 690 nucleotides. RefSeq names its product protein DMP10-like. The transcript has a single exon. Gene Ontology annotation, biological process: endomembrane system organization. The coding region runs from base 1 to 690 and encodes 229 amino acids. The record is from RefSeq and is a predicted model, not a curated record. NCBI's taxonomy places the organism in Eukaryota, Viridiplantae, Streptophyta, Magnoliopsida, Poales, Poaceae.